Closterium sp. Naga37s-1 is the source of this 1576-nucleotide messenger RNA. NCBI's taxonomy places the organism in Eukaryota, Viridiplantae, Streptophyta, Zygnematophyceae, Desmidiales, Closteriaceae. The record is from the annotation of a GenBank genome assembly.
AUGGAUGACACCAUGCAUCCCACCAUGCAUCCCACCAUGCAUCCCACCAUGCAUCCCACCAUGCAUCCCACCAUGCAUCCCACCAUGCAUCCCACCAUGCAUCCCACCACGCAUCACACCAUGCAUCCCUCCAUGCAUCCCACCAUGCAUCCCACCAUGCAUCACACCAUGCAUCCCUCCAUCCAUCCCACCAUGCAUCCCACCAUCCGUCCCACCAUCCAUCCCACCAUCCAUCCCACCAUCCAUCCCACCAUCCAUCCCACCAUCCAUCCCACCAUCCAUCCCACCAUCCAUCCCACCAUCCAUCCCACCAUCCGUCCCACCAUCCGUCCCACCAUCCAUCCCACCAUCCAUCCCACCAUCCGUCCCACCAUCCAUCCGACCAUCCAUCCCACCAUCCAUCCCACCAUCCAUCCCACCAUCCAUCCCACCAUCCAUCCCACCAUCCAUCCCACCAUCCAUCCCACCAUCCGUCCCACCAUCCGUCCCACCAUCCGUCCCACCAUCCAUCCCACCAUCCAUCCCACCAUCCAUCCCACCAUCCAUCCCACCAUGCAUCCCACCAUCCAUCCCACCAUGCAUCCCACAAUGCAUCCCACCAUCCAUCCCACCGUGCAUCCCAUCAUGCAUCCCACCAUGCAUCCCACCGUGCAUCCCACCGUGCAUCCCAUCAUGCAUCCCACCAUGCAUCCCACCAUGCAUCCCACCAUGCAUCUGACCAUCCAUCCCAUCCUUCAUCCCACCAUCCAUCCCACCAUGCAUCCACCAUGCAUGACCUAUUCCUUUGCUUCAUCCAUUCAAAUUUCCAAGUCCACUGUGACCAAUUUCAAGGGCAAUCAGCACAAGAGCUUCACCAACUUGGAUGAAGCCCUAUCCUACCUCGCCCUGGCUAACGUCUUCGUCUCUUCUCCCCCCAAGCACGCUGCUGCUUCUGCUCUGAAAAGAACCGCUAUUCCUUCUGCUGCUGUUCGUGUCACCACCCCUGCUGCUGUUUCUGCCGCUGCUGCUGUUGCUGCUGCUGCCGAUGCUGCUGCAAAUGCACAUCGUACUGCUGCUGGUAGACGCAAGGGCGAGCGAGGGGGGGUUGGGAGCAGUGGUAGAGGAAGGGGCGGUGAGGAUGAGGAGAGGGGAGGACAUGAGGCCACACGUAGCAACACUUGCCUGCAAGUAGACCCUGAGGCGCUCUACCGCAUGGAGUUUGACGGGGCAUCCAAGGGCAACCCGGGGCGGGCAGGCGCAGGGUCGGUGCUGUGGGAUGAAGGGGGCAACGAGCUGGUGUGCAUGAGGGAGGGAGUGGGGCACGGCACGUGCAACAUGGCAGAGUAUCGCGCGUUCAUAGGGGGGGUGGAGCUGGCUCUGGCUCUCGGCAUCACACGGCUGCAUGUGCAAGGAGACUCCAUGCUCGUGGUCAUGCAGGUGCAGAAGAAGUGGAAGGUGAAUGCGGAGAUGCUGAGGGGGGAGUGCAAGCAAGCACAGGAACUGGUGACUCGGUUCAAAGAAAUCUCCAUCCGCCACGUGCCCAGGGAGUGCAACCAGCUGGCGGAUCUCCUCUCCAACGAAGCAGUGCCUUUGAAAG